AUGUGUAUUGAACCACUCAGACCUCCAGCUGGAGAUUCGGAUUCCGUAAGCCGUGAGAUAGAUCUUCUGUACAAUUCGAAGAUUGUGGAAUGGACCAAGGCGAACACAGAGCAGCCACAACAGGGGUUGAGAUUGUGGCUGGAUGUGGGUCCUUGGCAACAAAUUGUCAUCGAUGAUAUGAUCGAGAAGAAGAUUUGCACAUCCACGAAGCCACUGGUAUUCGACGACGAUACUUCGUCUCUCGUGGCCCAGUCCGAGGUUCAAGAGACGCUUGCGAGGCUCAACUUUGAUGUAUCGCAGAUUGGAAUCGACGAGCAACCGCCGUCCAGCAGGGAAUGCCUCAAGGACCGACCCAGAAGCUUGAAGCCGGCUGAGAUCGUUGGGUACCAUAUUCAGAUGUGGUGGCCGUAUCCGGUGUUGAUCGAUGGGCCUCCUGGAAAUGUGGCUAAGGGCACAGCAUAUGAGAUUAAGGGCGGGGAAAAUAAGGACAAAUUGGCUCAUUACGAGACGAACAACUAUAAAGACCGCGAAUGUAUUGUUCGCCUUGGGACAGAGUCUAAAAUCUCUGACACGACGUUUGAUUCACAUGCAUACGGGCAUCUCGAUCGUUCUCUCCCAAACUCAGAUCCUAAUGACUCGUUGAUUUUCGACAUUGGCAAAGGCACAACAUUUAUGAGGCUGCAGCAUGGCAUCAGCAAACCCAUCAUUGAUGCAUUUGAGGAAUCCCCGAGGAGACCAACUGAGUUGUCAGGCCAUGCCACAAACAUUCCGGCCGAGACCUCUGUCGGGCGCUGA
Messenger RNA from Diaporthe amygdali, 795 nucleotides. Its product is annotated as poly polymerase protein. The record is from RefSeq and is a predicted model, not a curated record. NCBI's taxonomy places the organism in Eukaryota, Fungi, Ascomycota, Sordariomycetes, Diaporthales, Diaporthaceae. The coding region runs from base 1 to 795 and encodes 264 amino acids. The transcript is spliced from 6 exons.